AUGGUGUUGCCAUGUGACUUCAAUGAAUACUCGACUAAGAAGUAUCCAACUAUUUUGAGGGUCUAUGCCGGACCCUCCACACAAGCGGUCACGGAUGCAUGGUACCUUUCCAACGAUAAAGGUGUGUUCGAUGCAUACCUGGCUACCUCCCGAGGCUACGCGGUAGUUUAUAUUGACGGUCGUGGUUCGUCCGGUCGUGGCUCUAAAUACCUGAAGCCUGUCUAUCGAAACCUUGGUACCAUUGAAAUUUUCGAUCAGAUAAAUGGAUUUAGGAAACUUCUUGAAGAGUACUCGUUCCUUGAUGCCAACAGAACAGCCGUCUGGGGAUGGUCAUACGGUGGAUUUGCAACUGGACAUAUAGUCGAGUACGAUGGUUUUAACGUCUUCAAAUGUGCUGCUUCAAUUGCUCCGGUCACUAAUUAUCUUUAUUACGAUGCUACGUACACCGAACGUUAUAUGGGUCUUUAUCCGGAUAACGUAAAAGGCUAUAAUGGCACAAACCUCAUGAAAAACAUCACCGCUUUCCAGGAUAAAUCCUAUCUGAUCGCGCAUGGAACGUAUGACGGUACCAUCAUUUAUUUAUGA
Messenger RNA from Soboliphyme baturini, 585 nucleotides. NCBI's taxonomy places the organism in Eukaryota, Metazoa, Nematoda, Enoplea, Dioctophymatida, Soboliphymatidae. The record is from the annotation of a GenBank genome assembly.